AUGUACGACGAUUACCAGGUGACCUGCUCUGGAUCGGAGGGCCUCGUGCCGCUCCGCUUCGAGCAUGCUGUGGAUACAGUCACGGAAACACAGUGCAAACAUUUUCACUCUGACCCCAGCCUACUACUGCAGUCCGAGUCUCGUGAGCUCUUCUUCAACAAAUGGCUGCGGAGCUGCUCUCGAUGUUUUGAUCUAGCGCAGUCCCAGCUGCACGGCCUGCAUUGGACGACCUCUCGACUCGAGGCUCCAUUCCCAAAACUGAUGGUCUCAAGCUCAACAGUCAUGGCACCCCUCAAUGCUGUGCCGGAACAAACUCCUACUGGGUGCUCUUGGUUGUCGAAUUAUGCCGAUGUUGAUAUUUUUAUGGGUCAUAUCGCUGCACCUGGUGAAACGAUAGCUUGGGGGUUUGGGAGCUUCACACAAGGUGAAAGGCGAGCCCGGUCUAGACACUGGGCCUUCAGUCAUUUUCUAGUCCAUCUUGUGCUACUAUUUAUACAGGUGCCAAGAGACUGCCACGCCUCGACGCCGUGA
Messenger RNA from Exserohilum turcica Et28A, 531 nucleotides. RefSeq lists its product as uncharacterized. NCBI's taxonomy places the organism in Eukaryota, Fungi, Ascomycota, Dothideomycetes, Pleosporales, Pleosporaceae. The transcript has a single exon. Bases 1 to 531 code for a protein of 176 amino acids. The record is from RefSeq and is a predicted model, not a curated record.